Molecule: messenger RNA, 5210 nt
Organism: Pomacea canaliculata
Lineage: Eukaryota; Metazoa; Mollusca; Gastropoda; Architaenioglossa; Ampullariidae
Product: solute carrier family 12 member 9-like
Biological process (GO): potassium ion homeostasis; potassium ion import across plasma membrane; chloride ion homeostasis
Cellular component (GO): membrane
Molecular function (GO): potassium:chloride symporter activity
Source: RefSeq, a predicted model, not a curated record
UGCGCAUGCGUGUGAACCAUAUGUGCUUCCGGUGGGACCAACCUCCGCUACUUGGGGCUGAUUUGUCCAAUGUGUGGGUUCUACUUUGACACUAUAUAACUAAAAUCAAGUGAAACGAAAAUGAGUAUUAACGACUCAGACGGAGGGCUGAGUCGCUCAGGUCAUGUGUAUCGAACAAUGUCAGCGCCAGAUGAAAUAACGCCGUUGCUGUCAUCGUCGGCUCCAAAUAAUGGCUCGCGAAGCUACAAUCGCUCAAGACCGCCUUCGGAUUUGCCUGUUCGCUUCGAUACACCGCCUAUGUGUGAAGCUUAUGAAGCAGGUCGAUUUACACAGUUGUCACGAAGUUUGAGCUCAUCAACUGCAGUAAAUGACGACUCAGAGAGUGGAGAUGAAUUCGCCGCACCACCUCCUCCGACGGUAAACAGACGAACACUGAAAACCUUCAUGGGUGUCUUUUGCCCGAUCGCACUGUCGAUGUUCAGUACCUGCCUGUAUCUUCGCGGAGGCUUUGUUGUAGGACAAGCAGGACUGUUGCAAUCUCUUGCCCAGCUGAUCCUUGCCUAUCUCAUCUUGGUCCUGACUGUACUUUCUAUUUGUGCCAUCUCUACAAAUGGUGCUAUAGAGGGAGGUGGUGCCUAUUAUAUGAUCAGCCGUGCCCUGGGUCCAGAGUUUGGUGGCAGUAUAGGUGCCCUGUUCUUUGUUGCUAAUGUGUUUGCCUGCGCAUUAUACAUCAGUGGCUUUGUGGAAGGUGUCACUCAGAAUUUUGGAGUUGGAGGUAUUUUUUUCACUUUACACCUCUUAGGAUUGCCAGAUGGCAGCCAGUGGUGGAUCUACCUGUAUGCUUCAGCCUCACUUUUCUGCCUGGUUAUCUGCAUUAUUGGCGGGGCAAUGUUUGCUCGCACUUCAGCUCUCAUUCUUUUGGUGGUAGUUGUAACGACGGUGUCAGUUUUCAUCAGCAUUUUUGCCAAGAACAAAGUUAUAAGCAUUGACAUACCCAAAGAUAAUAAAAUAAUUUGGGUAAAUACUAAUGACACAAACGUUACCCACAUGGCCAAUUAUACAGGUCUACGUCUUGAAACCUUUCGUGAUAAUCUCUAUGCCAACUACACAGUAGACUACUCUUCCGGCAACCAAAUGAACUUUGCUACUGUGUUUGCCAUUCUCUUCAGCAGUGUUACUGGCAUCAUGAAUGGUGCCAACAUGUCAGGAGAGUUGAAAGACCCAAGCAAGUCUAUUCCAAAAGGAACUCUGUCAGCUGUUGCCUUUACUUUCACCACCUACGUAAUUAUGAUCAUCUUGCUCAGUGGCUCCUGCUCCAGAUUCCUGCUGAUCAAUGAUUAUGUAUUUCUACAAAAAAUCAACUUUGCUCCACCACUGGUGGUUGCUGGCAUAUUUGCUGCAACUUUGUCAGCUGCUCUAGGCAACCUGAUUGGAGGAUCUAGAGUGCUAGAAGCUUUAGCAAAUGACCAUUUGUUUGGAAUAUUCUUAAAGCCUGCAACCAUCACCACAAAGUCCGGGAAUCCUUACAUGUCCGUCCUCAUUACCUGGAUUUUGGUACAGCUUGUGCUUCUGGUGGGAUCGCUAAAUGCUAUUGCUCCAGUGACUUCUGUCUUCUUCCUGCUAGCCUAUGCCUCAACCAACCUUGCAUGCCUUGGACUAGAGCUUGCCUCAGCACCAAACUUCAGGCCAACAUUCCGAUACUUUUCAUGGCACACCUGCAGUCUGGGGCUUAUUGGCUGCAUGAUCAUGUGCUUCCUGAUCAGUGCUAUUUACACAUCCAUCGCACUUGUGAUAAUGCUUGUUUUUGUCAUUCUUCUGCAUUUUCGCUCCAUGCCCUCUGUAUGGGGCUCAAUCUCACAGGCUCUUAUCUUCCAUCAGGUACGCAAAUAUCUGCUUAUGUUGGACCCACGCAAGUCGCAUGUCAAAUACUGGCGACCUCAGAUCCUCCUUAUGGUAGCCAACCCUCGCCACUCCUGUCACUUGAUGGACUUCAUUAAUGACAUCAAGAAGAGCGGCCUUUAUGUUAUUGGUCACGUCAGGACUGGAAAGCUGGAGGAAUUUCAAGCAGAUCCAGUGAAUGAAAUUACACCCCAGUGGCUGAAGCUGGUUGACCACUUAAAGAUCAAGGCUUUCGUUGAAGUGACUCUAGCAAAUAGUGUCUGCGAGGGCUUUCAACAACUUGUCCGCCUUUCUGGUCUUGGUGGUAUGAAACCAAACACAAUCUGCUUGGGGUUCUAUGACAAUGAGGAACCAAUAGACACGCUUCCCAGUACAAAGAAAGGUCGAAGAUUGUUCCCUUUCCGUGGGGUGGAGAGUGCCACAUAUGCACAGAUUGAAUCAUUCUUUGCAAAUACCCGAAAUGGUUCUUCCCAGCGCCACUUGACUGACGUUGAGUAUGUGAAGUUGAUUGUUGACAGCCUGAAGAUGCACAAAAACAUCUGCCUUUGUCGCAAUUUCCACCUGUUGAACAAAAAGCAGAUCAGUUCUUCAUCUACAAACUACUUCAUUGAUGUCUGGCCUGUCAACUUGUUCAGACCAGAAACUGCCAGCUUCUUUGACAACACCUGCCUCUUCAUGCUUCAGUUGGCCUGUAUUCUAAACAUGGUGCCCACUUGGCGGUCUCGCACAACAUUGCGUGUGUUCUUGAUGGUCAAUGCAGAAAAGGAAAAUGCACCACAAAAGGAACAGAAGCUAGAUAUGUUUCUGAGGCAACUCCGCAUCUUAGCUCGUGUACAACUCAUAUCUUGGGACCACCUUCAGCAGUACAUGCAGGAUGGAAAUGCAGACAAUAGUGAGGAUGAAAGUGGAGCCAAAAUGCAGGAGUACAGAGAGAUGCCUGAAAACUUUGUCAAGGCCAUGAAUGAAGUCAUGGUGAACAACUCCACUAGUACAGCAGUAUCUUUCCUGUAUCUGCCCAAGCCCCUGCUGAAGUCAGUGGCUACUCAAUAUCUGUCUCAACUGGAGGUCCUGACUAGUAAUCUUCAACCUACUGUGUUUGUGCAUGGCCUGCAUCCAGUUACAUCUACAACUCUGUGAUGAAUGAGAAAGGGGAAGAUCACCUGUAAGAGAAAGACAAUGUAAACAAAGAAAUGAUAACAGAGCUUUUGCAUGGCUAAUUUUUCAAUUCUGAUCUGCAAGUGUUUUGUUUUUUUGAAACAUGCUUUUUUUUCCAAGUGUAAAAAGGAUAUUUGCAUACAAUACUGUGAAAACCUAAAAUGGUACUCGCUUUUGUAAUCUGUUAAGACAUGGUAUUAUUGCUUUAUUUUAAAGUUAAAAAAAAAAACCCUCUUCCAUUACAAACUUAACAUCAGAUUAUGUGCCAGUCAUCAGGACCUCUUUUUAAUGCCAUACCCUUUGUUUUAUCUUCAGUCAUUGGCACAUUUAAUCAUGACAGCAGAAAGCCUUGGUUACCUGUAUAGCCACAUAAUCUUAUAAUUUCCACCCCAUAAAACAUAAACUUAGAAAAUCACUCAAGUUUACAUUUCAUCUGGCAUACUCCACUUUCAUUGUCAUUGUUUCUGUUUUAUUAUAAAUUUUAUAUAUUUCUAUCACUAAUUUACACUUUUAAGUUUUAGAAAUCACAUCAACAGGUUGCAGAAUUUUAACCAAAACGUUUAUUAAAAUAGGUUGGUUUUCGUGGUGUGCAUUCUGUAAAUAACAGGUUUUGUCUUCUUGAAACAUCUCAGAUUAGAUAGAGAUCCAUAUAUGCCUGCAUUGAUGGAUGCAGAUCUAAUAUAUUAUCAUUUGUGCUUUUGGUCCGAUGUGUUAAACAUGGACAUAAACUGAUUCAAAGAGAAAUAUUUCUCACAAAUUGAUUGCUGGGUUGGAUACCUAAAGAACAGAGCUGAAGUAUCAGAAUUUUUAAAAUUCAAAAAAGAAUAAAUACCAUUUAAGAAAUCAUCUGUGGUUUUUUUACUUAUUGACCAAUGGCAUCAUUUUGUCUGAUGUUUAUACAAUAUUUAGAAAUAUGACAAUCUGACAAACCCUGAUGCUGGUUAGUCUGAAGCUUGUCUCUUUUCCUUUUCUGUCCAUUAUCCAGUGACUCAGUUUGAAACAUCUUUCUUGACCUAUGGUCCUUCCUUUGACUUGAGCUUAGAGAACAAGUAGUUUGCUGUGCCAAAAUAAAACCCAUUUAUAACAAAGUCCAGAAAUAAAGCAUAGCAUGGGGAGGGAGAAUUUUGUAAUACAAGAUUUUAAUAAAUGUUCAGACGGGGAAAUAUACACUGGUGAAACUGAUCUGUGGAAUGCAUGUGCCUACGGUGGUUCAAAAUAUUUUGAAAACAAUGUCUUAUGAGUACAUGUGUGUGCAGAAAGGAAUCAAAAAUUAUGUUUAGUAACAUGGAUGUUGUUGGGUAUCAUGCCAUGGAAGGUUUUUAUACGGAACUGUAUACUUCCUAAAAACAGAUAUAUUUUCUCAAGAUUUACAUUUAUCUCAGGCACGCUAAUGUAUAUGGACGUAAGAUGUGGCUGUCAAGCAAGAAUUCUAAUUCAAACAAAUGAAAAUUUAGUUGAUAUGUUUGACCCUACCUUUGGAAGAUGCUUGUACCAUAACAGCAGGCAGAUUUAGUAAAAAGUUUAUGCCCCAACUCUUCUCCCUAACUGUGGAGAACGCAUGAUAAACAUUAUUAAAACAUUUGCAUGUGGCUGUAAACAAACUUAUUGUAUAUUCUGAUCUUCAUGUGUGCAUGCUCACACAUGCACUCGCAAGCAUGCAAAACAGGUGUUUACUGUUGAAGAACAGAAUCCUAGUUUUAAUAUAUGUUUAUGUAAAUUUAUAUUUAUAUGCUGAAAAUACUGAAUACUUGUAUAACUUGCUUAACUUUUAUAAAUCAUAUGUGAUCCUUUCACACACUUUGUGAUAUACAAACAUUUAUACUGUACAUUUUGAGGGCAGAUGAACAGAACAAAAUAUGCCACUGUUUAUCAGGCAUAUGGGUUUUGCAAUAUGUUUAAAUGUCACCAUGACUAUGGAUGGACAUUCUGCCUGUAAAUAGCUAAGCAUAAACAAUUCAGCAGGGAUAACUUCAAUGUUGGGAGGGAUUGGUGUUUUAUGCUGAGCAAGCAACUAAGGCUAUAAUUUCAGUGGGUAAAAAACACAUUAGUUGCAGUUGUGUACAUUCCAGUUAGCAUGAAGUUUGUAUUUUAGAAUUAUGUGUAGAUGGACAUUUUUUUGACUGAAAGGUAAAAUACAUUUAUUCACAAAGCUGUCA